AUGGCCACCGACUACAGCAAGAAGACCAACGCCGAGCUGGUCGAGAUACUCAAGACUCGCUCUCUCCCCCACACUGGAAAGAAGGCCGACAUGGUCUCGCGCCUCCAGGAAGAUGACGAGGCCAAGCCCUCCGACGCUUCUGCCCCAGCUCCUGCCGCAGCCAAGACCGACGCCCCCCGAGGACAAGCUGGCGAAGCUGCGAUUGCCGCUGGUGGUCAGGGCGCAGUUUCCAACCCCGUUGCUGUCCCCAACCAGCAGCUCGACGAGAACCCCGCCACCACCGAGGACUUGAAGGUCGAGGCGACCGGUGCCGUUGCUGAACCCACCACUCAGCCCGAAGCCGAGACCGAACAGAAGCCCGCUGUCGAUUACACACGAGGACUGCCCCAGACCGACCUGGAGGCAGAGCUUGCGAAGCGCAAGGCUCGCGCGCAGAAAUUUGGCAUUGUUGAGGACGACGAUACAGCUUUGAAGGAGGCUACGAAGCAGCUGGAGCGCGCUAAGCGAUUUGGUACUGGCGCUGAGGCUGAGACUACUCCCGCCGCGGGUGUAAGUCGCCUUGACCAGGCACUUCCUGAUGAGCGCUCCCGCAAGAGACGUAAUGAGGGUCGCAACGACAACCGCAACGACCAGGGUGGUCGUGGAGGCAAGAGACGUGAUACUGGAGCUGGACGCAACCGCAACCGUCAGCGUGGGGAUGGAAACCGCAACCGCGACCGUGGCGAUGGGAACAAGACCAAUGCUGGCGUGAAGAAGCCUAAUGCCGGUGGGAACACUGCCCAGAAGAGUUGGAGUGAGAAGGAUAAUGCGGCCAUGGAGGCUCGCAAGAAGCGGUUUGCAGCUGCGGCUUGA
This is a messenger RNA of Penicillium verrucosum, 852 nucleotides long. Its product is annotated as SAP domain-containing protein. Gene Ontology annotation, biological process: poly(A)+ mRNA export from nucleus. The coding region runs from base 1 to 852 and encodes 283 amino acids. Gene Ontology annotation, cellular component: nucleus. The record is from RefSeq and is a predicted model, not a curated record. The transcript is spliced from 2 exons. Lineage: Eukaryota; Fungi; Ascomycota; Eurotiomycetes; Eurotiales; Aspergillaceae.